GCGGUUGGGGCCGGGUUUCUCUAAACUCUUAACCUUGGUGUCCGGACUGGCGAGAUGGCGGCGGAGGUGUUGCCGAGUGCGAGGUGGCUGUACUGUGGGGAGCCCGACGAGAGCCAGAGAGCAGUACUGGUCCAGUUCUCCAAUGGGAAGCUGCAGAAUCCAGGCAACAUGCGUUUUACUUUGUACAAGAGCAAUGACUCCACAAACCCCAGGAAGAAGAGUCAGCGGAUCCUAGCAGCUGAAACAGACAGACUUUCCUACGUGGGAAACAAUUUUGGGACUGGAGCUCUCAAAUGCAACACUCUGUGCAGGCAUUUUGUGGGAAUUCUGAACAAGACCUCUGGCCGGAUGGAGGUGUAUGAUGCUGAGUUGUUCAACAUGCAGCCCCUGUUUUCAGAUGAAUCAAUUGAGAGUGAAUCGACACAAGAGAGUGAGACCAAAACUUUUAGAGAAAAGAUGGAUUCUUGCAUCGAAGCCUUUGGAACCACCAAACAGAAGCGGGCUUUGAACUCCAGAAGAAUGAACAGAGUUGGCAGUGAAUCUCUGAAUUGUGCCGUAGCUAAAGCUGCAGAGAAUAUUAUUGAUGCAAAGGGUGUGACUGCUCUGGUCAAUGAUGCCAUCCAUGAUGACCUGCAAGAUGACUCCCUCUACCUUCCUCCCUGCUACGCUGAUGCAGCCAAGCCUGAAGACGUGUAUAAAUUUGAAGACCUUCUCUCCACCACAGAGUAUGAAGCUCUUCAGAGCCCAUCGGAAGCUUUCAGGAAUGUCUCAUCAGAGGAAAUACUGAAGAUGAUUGAAGAGAACAGCCACUGCUCCUUUGUCAUAGAAGCGUUGAAGUCUUUGCCAUCAGAUGAGGAGAGCCGAGACCGCCAGGCCCGAUGCAUAUGGUUUCUGGACACACUCAUGAAAUUUCGAGCACAGAAAGUGAUUAAGCGGAAAAGUGCCCUGGGGCCUGGAGUCCCCCACAUCAUCACCACCAAACUACUGAAGCACUUCACCUGCUUGACCUACAACAACGGCAGCCUCCGGAACUUAAUUUCGGAUUCUAUGAAGGCGAAGAUCACUGCAUAUGUAAUCAUACUUGCCUUGCACAUAAGCGACUUCCAGAUUGACCUGACUGUAUUACAGAGAGACUUGAAGCUCAGUGAGAGAAGGAUGAUUGAGAUGGCGAAAGCCCUGAGGCUGCAGAUCUCUAAAAGAAGGGUGUCUCUAGCAGCUGGUGGGGAGGAGAGUCACAAACUGGGCACUCUGUCCAUCCCGCUGCCUCCAGCCCAGACCUCGGGACACCAGUCGAAGCGGAGGAGAAUCACCUAGAAACGUGCUUUCCACAUAGAGCGUUUUGGCCACACACAGCCACUACUUCUGUUCAUUUCCAUUUUUAUUUUUACAGUGAGAAGGAAAAAGAAGCCUUGUUCUGGCGUGGGUAUGAAGCCAGAAGGCAGCAUCUAAAGUUGUGCUGGUCUUCAGCGGAAACAUAAAGUGAUGGCCGUGUUGGACUUGACCUCUCCUCUUUGGUGUUGCUGUGAUUAUGUGGCCGCUGGUUCCUAUGGGAGGGUGGGGCCUGGGGAAGUCAGAGUCUACAGAUCUUACAGGCUGCACCCCAUGGCAGAUCUAAUGGGUAAGUGUUAAUAAAGAGAAACAUGAAGUG
Molecule: messenger RNA, 1648 nt
Organism: Odobenus rosmarus divergens (Pacific walrus)
Lineage: Eukaryota; Metazoa; Chordata; Mammalia; Carnivora; Odobenidae
Gene: POLR1E
Product: polymerase (RNA) I polypeptide E, 53kDa
Exons: 12
Coding region: 55-1314 (419 amino acids)
Biological process (GO): RNA polymerase I preinitiation complex assembly; nucleolar large rRNA transcription by RNA polymerase I; transcription elongation by RNA polymerase I
Cellular component (GO): RNA polymerase I complex
Molecular function (GO): DNA binding
Source: RefSeq, a predicted model, not a curated record